Coffea eugenioides is the source of this 972-nucleotide messenger RNA. RefSeq lists its product as uncharacterized. Bases 354 to 731 code for a protein of 125 amino acids. The transcript is spliced from 3 exons. The record is from RefSeq and is a predicted model, not a curated record. Lineage: Eukaryota; Viridiplantae; Streptophyta; Magnoliopsida; Gentianales; Rubiaceae.
GUUGCGUAGCCUCUUCCUUUCCGCCGAUUAGUAGCCAGCUAUAUGAGCCUGCAAAAUCUUCAAUUUUCAACCAAUUCCUUCAACAACUAAUCGUCCUUCCUUUUGAUUGCAAUCCACAAAUUCCUCCGCACGCACGUGAAUUUUUGUUUUACCCCAAAAAUUAGGUCACUGAAAUUUCUUUUCCCCAAAAUUUGCGAGCCUGCAAAAUUUUCAGUUUUCUGCCAAUUGCUCCAGCAACUAAUUGUACUUCCUUUCGAUUCACUUCCAAAAAAUCCUCCUCAUCCACAUGAAUUCUUCUUUUCUCCCAAAAAACAGCUCAUUUUAGGUAUGGCUACUGUACCGAGUUAUCAUCCAUGUACAGCUUUGAGAACUUACUAUUUCCAGCCUUAUAUAUACCUUUGUUUCCCACUUUUGCCGGUAUUCAGAAGAGGAGCAAACAAAAUCUAGCCGAGCAAAGAAAAUAUAGGUACUUGGGGCUUAUGACUAGAGUGGCAACAAUCCUUUACCCCCAGAACUGUGGUUUCUUCCUUACUUUCUUCCAAUACAUCCAGGUCUGCUUGCUGUUCUCCUCAUGGUCUUCAUUUUCUGUACGUGCAAAAAGAAGCCUUGAGUUUCCAGAAAGUCCAUCUCAAAAUGAAGCUUUCCUGACAGACACUCCUCCUAAACGUGCAACAAAAGCUGGCAAUAUCAAAGACAACCCAGCAAAGAAAGCUAAGCCUAAGCAAGACUGAUAUGCCCUCAUUCUGGACUUUUGUUAAAUCUUUUGUUCAUUGCCUUGGUGCCUGACUUCAUUGCUUAGACAAUGUGUUUUGAAUUAUAUUAUGAUCCAUUAUUCUUUUGACUUAAAAAGUAAUGGAUCCUAAUAUGGCCAUUAAUAGUUGUUGUAACUCAAUAGGCAAUGAAGCACUCAAAUAUGUAUUCUACUAAGACAUGAAUGACUUAUUUAUGUAAUGUAUGGUUUUCAUUUGCAUA